This is a messenger RNA of Perkinsus marinus ATCC 50983, 429 nucleotides long. RefSeq lists its product as hypothetical. Bases 1 to 429 code for a protein of 142 amino acids. Lineage: Eukaryota; Perkinsozoa; Perkinsida; Perkinsidae. The record is from RefSeq and is a predicted model, not a curated record. The transcript has 3 exons.
AUGACUACUUCGCUUCUGCUUAUACUCUUGGCAACGUCGCCGUUCGCGACCUCUUCUGAAUGCAACGCGCACUUCGAUGGCGAUGGGAUCGAGUGGGACGGGCCCGAGGUUUGCGCCGCCUCGCAAUCCAGAUUCUUACAGACCACCGACUUCAUCAAGGCAGUACCGGCGACGAUCCAAGUUGAGAUGCUCUACAACGCUACUGGUUCGGACACCACAGAAAUCGACUUGCUCCUGACGAACACCGGAUCGGGUGUUGAAGUUGUUGAGUUCAUCGACCUCGGCCGAGAUCUUAACGUGAUGGAGUUACAGCAGUCAACCUCGGCUGUUCCUGAAGUUUGCUGGCUCUCUCACUACGGAAUCGCUGAGCUCUCUCACUUCGUCAGGGCCAAGACCGAGAUGGCUCAAGUUCCCGACGCAUCAUUUUAG